Physella acuta is the source of this 1172-nucleotide messenger RNA. RefSeq names its product protein lin-28 homolog. Gene Ontology annotation, cellular component: cytoplasm; nucleus. Lineage: Eukaryota; Metazoa; Mollusca; Gastropoda; Physidae. The record is from RefSeq and is a predicted model, not a curated record. Gene Ontology annotation, molecular function: zinc ion binding; mRNA binding. Gene Ontology annotation, biological process: pre-miRNA processing.
GGUAGUGCAGCACCCGAGUCAGGUGUUGGCCAACUCUCCCCACCCAGCGAGGGCCACCAGCAGGCCUUGGUAUUGGUGGCCAUCUUGACACAAAUCAUGGGACUCUUUGCUAUUAUUAGAACAAGAUGCUCAAAAUAAUUGAGUAAAAAAGAAACUGCUUUAUCGAAGUUGUAUCUGAAAACAAUAGUGGCUAGGUGUCUCGCGUUCCUUCCAUUCAAGUCAGUUGUGCGGAUUGGUGGAGUGUCGUGGAGCCGCUAGCACACAACAGAGCCGUCUUCCCUACUUGUUGAGUGUGCUGAUGCUCCAUUGUGUUGGUGUGUUGUUCGCGGAUUUGACUCGAUCCAUGCAGUAGUAGCUUGGCUGAGCACGUGUACUGCUAGCCUCGCAUGCGCUGACCACAGGAUAUCGCGGACUGCGGCCACUCAAGGAAUGGCCACAGGUGGAGGUGGGGGAGGCUCGGUCAGGCGACAAGGAUUUUGUAAAUGGUUCAAUGUGGCAAAAGGAUGGGGUUUUAUUACACCAGACGAUGGAGGGAUUGAUGUCUUUGUACACCAGACAACUAUUUUUAAGAAUGGAUUCCGCAGUUUGGCAGAAGGUGAGCGGGUUGAGUUUGAAAGCAAGCCUUCUAAUCAGGGGAUGGAAGCAACCUUUGUAUGUGGCAUUGGAGGCCAGGAGUGUAAGGGCAGUGAAAGGAGACCCAUGUCAAGAAAGAAACCAAGGAAAAUACGGUGCUACAACUGUGGUGACUUUGCCAACCACAUUGCUGCCAAGUGUCCACAUGGUCCACUUCCCAAGCGAUGCCACCAGUGCAAGUCUACUGAACACUUGAUAGCAGACUGUCCUCUUAAAGACUCCACAUCUUCCCCUGCAGCAACAGCAUCACUCAUGCAACGUAGACCACGCAACAACAACAGCAGCACAGAGAAUGGAUUUAAUGGGGGGGAUCAUGGCUCUAUGCCAUCCCAUGUAUGACUUGAUCAGCACAGCAAUAACCAGGCCUUGACAGCACACCAUCAACACACAGACACUCUGGCUUCUUGGCCAAACUUUGUUGCAAGCAUUAGGUGCAAAUUUCAAGUUAGUUGCAAGCAUUAGGUGCAAGUUUCAACUUAGUUGCAAGCAUUAGGUGCAAGUUUCAAGUUAGUUGCAAGUAUUAGGUGCAAGUUUCAAGU